AUGAUCUCAAGAUCGCUGCCUAAAAUUUUCAUCGCCUCUCUGCUGGUGGGAGUACUUGAAAUCACAGUCGGUGAGUAUAGACUUCGCAUUUCGAACUUAUAAAUAUCUUUUUCCGUUUCAGCAAGUUCAUCCAUGUAUGCUAGAAGGAGAACUCCAAGCGAACGGGUUAUGUCUAUCAUAAGACCGCGAAUGUUUCAAAACCAAGAAAUGAAAAGUAAGACCGAACACUAAAAGUCUUAAAAGAGAAAAGACACUUACAGUGAGCACAGCCAUACAAAAAUCCAUCCAGCUGAACCCGAACAGAGCUCUGCCGUGUUGUAAAGACGAAUCGGGCGGAUCGAUUUGCAAAAAUCUACGCCGAACUGAUUUGAAACUAUUCACACAAAAGUGAGCUGAUUAUCAUACCAUUGAAUAGUCAUAAUGGCUUUAUCAAAUAUUCAGAUGCCAAACAGAACCAGAUUUCUCGCUCGUUGUUUGUUGCAACUCGUGCAGUGAUGCAGGAAUCUCGUAUCGCAAAAGAGCUCAAAAGCAAGUGAAUUCAAUUUGGGAUUUUUUAGAUAGAUUACAUUUUUUCCAGUUUUUUCAUCGGACAAGCCAACGCAACCAACUGUUUUGACCGUAUGAGCCCAGCCUACUGUAGUCGCUUUGAAACCGGCGACGACGCGUGGAACAACCGACGCUGGUCGUGCGACACUUCGCAUUUCCGAUUGGGAUUCCGAGUUUGCAGAUCGACUUGUGGAUUCUGCGGCCUCGAUUGGGCAAACGCGCCGGAAGCUCUCAAAUGUCUUUAG
Messenger RNA from Caenorhabditis sp. 36 PRJEB53466, 791 nucleotides. The record is from the annotation of a GenBank genome assembly. Lineage: Eukaryota; Metazoa; Nematoda; Chromadorea; Rhabditida; Rhabditidae.